Molecule: messenger RNA, 3205 nt
Organism: Globicephala melas (long-finned pilot whale)
Lineage: Eukaryota; Metazoa; Chordata; Mammalia; Artiodactyla; Delphinidae
Gene: PPWD1
Product: peptidylprolyl isomerase domain and WD repeat containing 1
Biological process (GO): protein peptidyl-prolyl isomerization
Molecular function (GO): protein binding; peptidyl-prolyl cis-trans isomerase activity
Source: RefSeq, a predicted model, not a curated record
ACAUGGCAGCCGAAGGUGGUAGCGAGUCACAGUUGAGAAGGAGAAGGCGCCGGGACACGGAGGAACCUGAAAAAAGGAAACUCGACGAGGGAGAGCUGGUAGUGGCUGUGGCCCAAGAGAACGAAGAAGAAAAUGAAGAGCGCUGGGUUGGGCCCUUACCUGUAGAGGCAGCGCUGGUCAAGAAGAGGAAAGUUCUAGAGUUUGAAAGAGUCUAUCUUGAUAAUCUCCCCAGUGCAUCCAUGUAUGAGCGCAGUUACAUGCAUAGAGAUGUUAUCACCCAUGUGGUGUGCACCAAGACAGACUUUAUUAUUACUGCCAGUCAUGAUGGACAUGUUAAAUUCUGGAAAAAAGUAGAAGAGGGGAUUGAAUUUGUUAAACAUUUUCGCAGUCACCUAGGAGUUAUUGAGAGUAUUGCAAUUAGCUCUGAGGGAGCAUUGUUCUGUUCCGUGGGUGAUGAUAAAGCAAUGAAGGUGUUUGAUGUAGUGAACUUUGACAUGAUCAAUAUGCUGAAGCUUGGCUAUUUUCCUGGACAGUGUGAGUGGAUCUAUUGCCCAGGGGAUGCCAUAUCUUCAGUUGCUGCUUCUGAGAAGAGUACAGGAAAAAUUUUCAUUUAUGACGGUCGAGGAGAUAACCAGCCGCUACAUAUUUUUGACAAACUCCAUACAUCACCUCUUACUCAGAUACGGCUAAACCCAGUUUACAAAGCAAUAGUGUCUUCUGACAAAUCUGGAAUGAUUGAAUACUGGACCGGUCCUCUUCAUGAAUAUAAAUUCCCCAAAAAUGUGAACUGGGAAUAUAAAACUGACACAGAUUUAUAUGAAUUUGCCAAGUGCAAGGCUUAUCCAACCAGCAUAUGUUUUUCACCUGAUGGGAAGAAAAUAGCUACUAUUGGUUCUGAUAGAAAGGUUAGAAUUUUCAGAUUUUUAACUGGAAAACUCAUGAGAGUCUUCGAUGAAUCACUAAGUAUGUUUACUGAACUGCAGCAGAUGAGGCAACAGCUACCAGACAUGGAAUUUGGCCGACGCAUGGCUGUAGAACGUGAAUUGGAGAAGGUGGAUGCAGUAAGAUUAAUUAAUAUAGUUUUUGAUGAAACUGGACACUUUGUACUCUAUGGAACAAUGCUGGGCAUUAAAGUUAUAAAUGUAGAAACAAACCGGUGUGUGCGGAUCUUAGGCAAGCAAGAAAAUAUUAGAGUGAUGCAAUUGGCGUUGUUCCAGGGAAUAGCCAAAAAACAUCGUGCUGCAACUACUAUAGAAAUGAAAGCUUCUGAAAACCCUGUUCUUCAGAACAUUCAAGCUGACCCAACAAUAGUCUGUACAUCUUUCAAAAAGAAUAGAUUUUAUAUGUUUACUAAACGAGAACCAGAAGAUACAAAAAGUGCAGAUUCUGACCGAGAUGUUUUUAAUGAGAAACCUUCUAAAGAAGAAGUCAUGGCAGCUACUCAAGCUGAGGGACCUAAACGAGUGUCAGAUAGUGCCAUUAUCCACACGAGCAUGGGAGACAUUCACAUCAAACUUUUUCCUGUUGAGUGCCCUAAGACAGUGGAAAACUUCUGUGUUCACAGCAGAAAUGGUUAUUAUAAUGGACAUACAUUUCAUCGCAUAAUUAAGGGCUUCAUGAUUCAGACAGGAGAUCCAACAGGUACUGGUAUGGGAGGAGAAAGCAUAUGGGGAGGAGAAUUUGAAGAUGAAUUUCAUUCAACAUUACGACAUGACAGACCAUAUACACUCAGCAUGGCCAACGCUGGCUCGAAUACUAAUGGAUCCCAGUUUUUCAUAACAGUAGUACCAACGCCUUGGCUUGAUAAUAAGCACACAGUGUUUGGACGAGUGACUAAAGGAAUGGAAGUUGUACAGAGGAUCUCCAACGUCAAAGUCAAUCCCAAAACAGAUAAGCCCUAUGAGGAUGUCAGCAUCAUAAAUAUUACUGUCAAGUAAAGUAAGAUUUGUCUCAUUGUCUUUGUAAAUAAAAAUACACAUAUUAAACAUAGGAUUAUUUUACAUAAGGAAGCUCUUAAGAUUUAUUUUUAUAUUUUUCAUUAAAGGCCAUUUUUUAAAAACUCUGCCUUUGAGUUUUCUUGCAGUAUUUCUCAUCCUGAGGUGAUAAACUGAAAUGGACCAAAAUUCAGGCAAAUAGCACUCCUUAUACAUAAUUUCUCAUGAGACUUAAAACCAUAUUAAACAAUGAGAAUGGUAUGCAUUUGUUCCUUAGUUUUUUAAAAAUAUGCCAGAUAAGUCUGCCCUCAAAUGUUUCUUUAGAUCCAAUAAGAAAGGGUCAGGAUGUGACAGUGAUAUACCAUUUCCUUUUACAAAAGGUUUGUGUUACAUGCCAAAUAGUUUUGUCCUUUGAUCACUGUUAAGUAGUAAGUAGUGGUAAGUAAAACUUCAAUAAAUAAAUAGGAAGUGCCUUUGGUCAAAAGUGUUUUCAUUCCUUAAUCAUUAGGAAAUAUUCUUCAAAUAUAAAAAUCAGAAUAAAUGAACACCUGAGUCCUUGGUUUUAUAUACUGAUUCAUUUACUAUUUUCACAUCGUUUUUCUAAUGUAGCUAAACAGUUUUUGUCUUCAGUUUAUGUAGUAUAUCUUUUCUUACCUUACUAAAUAGACCAUCAAGAAAGUAUAUAUUGAGUAAAAAUGUUAAUAUCUAACAAUGAAGAGAUUAGUAGAAAUUGGAGCAAUAAAACAAUAUGAGUCCAAGUCUUAUGAGUCCAAUUCAUUUAUUCUUCAUUUACCCUCAUAAAUUACUUCAGAAUCACUGCUUCUACUUUCCAGACAGACUCUUAAGAACUUAUAAGAGGAACAUAUUCAACAGACGUGUUUAAGGAAUUCACAUUCUUAUGCUUUAUAUCUAAGCUUACAUUUUUCCUUCUACUGAUCAGCAGGAUUAUUUCCUUUACCUAUUUUUGUACCAUAAACUGUGAUGGAAGAACAUGCCAAACUGUGCUAACUUUAAAUUAAUAUUGUGUCCUCCUUUUAAAAAGAACUAAAUUAUGGACAGAAAAUGCCUCUUCACUAUGAUAUUUACCUUUUCUCCCUAAUUUUAGGUGUUCAGACUUACCUACCUAUCAAUUCAUUCGUAAAAGCUUAAUCCUAAAUUUUUGGUAAUACUGCCACCAAGUGGUGGUAGUGAUGCCUCAUUCUUCCCAAAAUAAAAUUAUUUUGCUUUGAGUGAAAAUCAUAUUUGAUUAAUGAAUUUUUCCAUUCCAUGUC